Messenger RNA from Sphaerulina musiva SO2202, 735 nucleotides. RefSeq names its product carbohydrate esterase family 5 protein. Bases 1 to 735 code for a protein of 244 amino acids. The transcript has 4 exons. Gene Ontology annotation, molecular function: hydrolase activity. NCBI's taxonomy places the organism in Eukaryota, Fungi, Ascomycota, Dothideomycetes, Mycosphaerellales, Mycosphaerellaceae. The record is from RefSeq and is a predicted model, not a curated record.
AUGAUUGCCACCCAUCCCUGUACACUCCUCCUCACACUGGCCUGCUCUUCUGCCGUUACAGCAACAGCAGCAGUAAUGAAGAAGAGUGAAAAACGACAAACUUCCACAUGUAGUAGCUACACAAUCAUCAACACCCGCGGAACAGGCGAACCACCCGGCCCUUGUCCCGAAUUCCUCACCAUGAAUCAAAACAUUCUCUCACAACUUCCUGGAGGCAAAGUGUAUAAUACGAAUUAUCGAGCGGCCUUGGAUCAGAUUUCGGAGUAUGGGACUGAUGAUAUCAUCUCCUACAUCCGCACAACCCUCCAAUCCCAACCCAACGAAUGUUUUAUUCUCCAAGGCUAUUCUCAAGGUGCCUCUGCGACCAUUUCCGCGCUCUCCAGUCUCUCAUCAUCAUCGGAAGAUGGAGAUGGAGAUGCAGUCAAGGCGGUGUUUCUGGUGGGAAAUCCAUCUCGUCAGCCCGGGUUGGAAUGUAAUGUGGAUAAUUUUGGAGAGGGGAGUACGAGGGAUUCGAGGGGGAUUUUGGGGGUUUGGGGAAAUGGAAAGGGAGGGAUUGAGGGGGGGUGGGUGGAGAGGACGAGGGAUGUUUGUAUUUCUGGCGAUGGAAUAUGUGACUCUCUCCACGGAUUCGGACUCACUCCUCAGCAUUUAUCAUAUGGAUCUGAUGAAGCGACACAAAAAUUGGGAACAGAAUUCAUCAUUUCUCAACUGCAAGGAGGAGGAAUGUUGCCGUAA